Molecule: messenger RNA, 1348 nt
Organism: Trichoderma virens Gv29-8
Lineage: Eukaryota; Fungi; Ascomycota; Sordariomycetes; Hypocreales; Hypocreaceae
Exons: 4
Coding region: 32-1228 (398 amino acids)
Source: RefSeq, a predicted model, not a curated record
CUCGAGCCGGACUUGCAGGCCGUUCCUACUCAUGGAUCCAGAAACAUCAAAAGAUGGCUCCUCUCCGUUCUCGCGCGUUACUUUCAACGACCAUUCAGGGCAGCUAUGGAUCUUAACGAUCUUGUCGUUGUUAUAUAGUUUUCUUGGUGCCCUGACAAGAGCGUACAUUAAGUACCGGAUGUUCGGUUUUGAUGAUCUCUUGUUUGCUUCGGCAACGGUUUUACAUUUAGCUCAAUCCAUCGCCGUGUUUGUUGGCUUAAACAAUGGCCUCGGCAAAUUCAACUCUAUCACGCCAGCAGAAAAAUGGGCGACAUCUUCGAAAUCCACUCUCGCGGCCGUUAUUCUCUGCCUUUUAUCCCUGAGCUUCGCCAAAUGCUCUGUCCUUGCUCUCAUCCAUCGAAUUAUUGACUCCAAGACUGGGAUGAGUAAACCGUUCUGUAUCGGGCUUAUGAUUCUCAGUUCGGUAUGGGGAGUAGGCUCCUGUUUGGCAUUCAUAGUCAACUGCCGCGGCGGUACAUUGUUGACUCUGGAUAAUGUCAAACAAUGUCCAAACCAGAAUGUACGAUGGGCUGUGAUCACUGCGAUUGACAUACUUACCGAGAUUCUUACCUGGCUCUUCAUCGUAUGGGUAUCAUGGACCGUUAAUAUGUCAUUCUCCCGCAAGUUUCAGGUUGCCUUGGCUUUCUCAUUCCGUCUACCGCUCAUCGCCUUCUCAGCUCUGCAUCUGGCGUACUUCAGCAAAUAUCCGACCUCCCCUGAGCCUCAAUUUGCCGUCACGAACAGUCUUCUCUUUCAACAGACCAUGAUUGUUUGGUCUCUCAUUUCCGCCACCGUCCCGAACAUGAAGAAUUUUCUAAAAUCUUUCUCCAUAGGCUUAGGUUUUCCGCUCGCUUUCGAUUCUAGCGUGUACGCGUCAAGCAAUGCGUAUCCACUUCGCUCGCUUGAGAAUAGUCGAUCCAAGGCCACCUCAGCUGCAGGAGCAUCGACGUCUGUUUGGGUCCAUGAUCACUCUGACGGUGAAGCCCGUGGUCGACCGCACAGCUGGAGACCGGAUCACAUUCCGGACCAAACCACCGCCAAGGCAUAUCACUUCGGCAGGGAUAGCCGGGAGAACUUGUCAGAAGAGGAAAGGUCCAGAACUGGUAGUCGAGAUAUGAUCAUCACCAAGGAGGUGGCGUGGAAGGUCACGCAUGAGGAUCGCCAAGCGGUGAAUGCUAGCUCUUUGUAAUUAUUCGUCCAUAGCCAGAGUAGGAGAUGGGAUUUUCCAAGCGGGGUUACUGGCCUCCUCACUCUAAUUAAUCCUCAGGAAAGAGGGAGAUGCUCCUUAUAUAUACAUAGUACGCCUCGG